AUGGUUUCUCGUAAUAUCUUAGCCACAACUCUGUAUGCUGCUUCAGCACUUGCAAUUCCUCACCAGAGAGGAUCUGAUAACCCAACGGCUGUCAUCGACACGGGGGAUGUAAUUGGUACUACCACGUCCAUCCCAGACUCAAAAGUCACCGUCAACAAGUUCCUCGGCAUUCCUUUCGCUGAAGCUCCAGUACGCUUCGCAGCACCCAAACCAGCCAAAUCGUGGUCAAAACCCUACGAUGCCUCGAAGCACAAGCCCGCUUGCAUACCCAAGUUCAACUACCCUGAAGACAAGCGGAAUGAGAGCAUCAAGAUCUGGUACACUCCUCCCCCACCUGCCGGGGAAAGUGAAGACUGCCUGAACAUCAAUGUGUUUGCCCCGGCAGGCUCGAAGCCUGGUUCCAAAGCUGUUGCGUUCUGGAUCUAUGGAGGAAGCUUUCACCACGGAUCAGGAUCCCUGCCGCUGUAUGAAGGGUCGAAGAUGGCAGGGUAUGAGGAUAUUAUUGUGGUUACUUUCAACUACCGAAACAACAUUUUUGGCUUUCCUGAGACAUCUGGGCUGCCAGAGGGCGAACGCAACCCUGGUUUCCUCGAUCAACGUCUUGCCCUGGACUGGGUACGACGAAACAUCAAGGCUUUCGGAGGUGAUCCCGAAAAAGUCACCAUAUUUGGAGAGAGCGCCGGCGCAGCCGGCGUCGAUGCGCUUCUGACUGCUCCUCCGGACCCCCUUCCCUUCCGCGGUGCUAUCAUACAGUCAGGCACAGCAAAGGCUACCCUGACACCAAGCGGAUCCUGGGUGAAUGCCACAGAGAAAGCAGGCUGCAAGAAAGACAACUUUGACGAAACCCUCAAGUGCAUGCGCGAGUUGCCUGCUGACAAGCUUCGGGAUGUUGUCGAGAGAGCAGCACUCACCUUUAUGCCACUUGCUGAUGAUGGCGUCACCCAGGCAAACUACCCUCGUGGACAACGCCUCAGGUCAGAGGAGGACCCAGAGUCCAUGGCCCGCGUUCCAAUCUUGAUCGGAACCACUGCCGAGGAAGGCCGGCUUCCCGAGCUCAAAGAAAUCACCUUGGAGGAGGCCUUGUCCCACUUUGCCUCUGGUAUCACACCAGCCCAGAUCCGACUCCUCCGAAGCCUCUACCCUAUUGGAUCCCCGGGCAUCAACAACGAGUUUGACCAAAUCACCACCAUCGUGACCGAGGUUGGUGCGCAGUGUCCGACAAAGUUCAUGGCAGAUGAGUUCUCCUCGGUUGGUAUCAAGACCUGGCGAUUCAUCUACAACGCGAGCUUCGAGAACACCGAGAUCUUUAAAGGUAGUGGAGCAUACCACGCUGCUGAGCUUAGCACUCUCUUUGGAAGUUUCCCUGAGAAAGGAGCUACAGAGUAUCAAGAAAAGCUUAGCAGAGUGAUGCAAAAGGCGUGGGCCGAUUUUGUCAAGGACCCAGAGGAAGGGCCCGGAUGGGAUGAGGUGCCCAAGGUCGGGGUGCUUGGUGAUGGCGUGAGGCCUGAUGGUGAUACGAAGGGAGGCGAUGGGUUGGAGGUUAUCAAGCCUACGUUGCUUGACCUGCGGUGUCAUUUGUAUAAGAAUAUGUGGGAGAAGUCGAAUCCUGAGGAGUGA
Molecule: messenger RNA, 1617 nt
Organism: Fusarium keratoplasticum
Lineage: Eukaryota; Fungi; Ascomycota; Sordariomycetes; Hypocreales; Nectriaceae
Product: Carboxylic ester hydrolase
Exons: 2
Coding region: 1-1617 (538 amino acids)
Source: RefSeq, a predicted model, not a curated record